Messenger RNA from Conger conger (European conger), 579 nucleotides. Its product is annotated as interleukin-10-like. Gene Ontology annotation, molecular function: cytokine activity. The coding region runs from base 1 to 579 and encodes 192 amino acids. The transcript is spliced from 5 exons. NCBI's taxonomy places the organism in Eukaryota, Metazoa, Chordata, Actinopteri, Anguilliformes, Congridae. The record is from RefSeq and is a predicted model, not a curated record. Gene Ontology annotation, biological process: immune response. Gene Ontology annotation, cellular component: extracellular region.
AUGUCUCUGUGCAGAGUCUCCUCCCUGCUCCUGCUGGCUCUGUUCGUUGAGAAUGUGGGCUCAACAGCCACCUGCAGGACCACAUGCUGCACGUUCGUGCAAAACUUCCCCUUACGGCUGAAGCAGCUGAGGACUUCAUUCUUCGAGAUGAAAGAGUACUAUGAAGAAAAAGAUCAGGUUGAAAAGGCACUCCUGGAUGAAUCUGUCCUCGUUGAGAUAAAGAGCCCCUUCGGAUGUCACGCAGUGAGCGAUAUCUUGCGUUUCUACCUGGAACACGUGUUCCCGACUGUGUACGUAUCCAGUCACGAGUUCAAGAGCCCCAUCGACAGGAUCGGAGGCAUCUUCCAUGAGCUGAAGAGGGAGCUGAUCCACUGUAAAGAUUUUUUUUCCUGCAAGAAACCUUUUGAGCUAAACAGUAUCAUUGACACAUAUAAUAAAAUGCAGGAAAGAGGGUUGUACAAAGCCAUGCGAGAGCUAGAGCCAUUCUUUAACUACAUCGAGGAGUAUAUGGCAUCGAAAAGGCACAAAUCAACCUCAGCAUCACAUGGGAAACCAAGUGAGGCACUGACCCCCAGCUGA